AUGAGUAGCAAACAUGUUUACUCCACCACGAAUUUAACCGAUGUCCAACUGAAGGAGCAGGGCAAUAAUCUAUUUUCGGCCAGGAAAUAUGAAGAUGCCAUUAAUUGCUAUUCCAAGUGCAUUGUCAAAAAUCCCAAUAAUGCCACCUAUUACACCAAUCGGGCUUUGUGUUAUCUGAAACUGAAACGUUGGGAGCUGUCCUGCCAUGAUUGUAUGAGCGCCCUGGACAUAAAUCCAAAUAUGCUAAAGGCCCAUUUCUUUUUGGGUCAGUGUUUAAUGGAAGCGGAACUCUACGAUGAUGCCAUAAAACAUUUACAAAGGGCCUUCGAUUUGUCCAAAGAAAAGAAGCAAAACUAUGGCGAUGAUAUAACGUCCCAGUUACGUUUGGCCCGCAAGAAACGUUGGAACGUGCUGGAGGAGAAGAGGAUUUGUCAGGAAAUUGAAUUGCAAAGCUAUAUUAAUAGGUUAAUCAAAGAGGACAUGGAAAAUCGCUUGGCCAAACUGAAACUAGAUGACAAUACCAGUGAAGAUCAAUUAAAGGAGAAACAACAGGAAAUUGAACAAGAAUGUGAUGACCAUAUCAAGGAGUUAAAUAAUAUAUUUGCCAAAGUCGAUGAACGUCGAAGGAAACGUGAGGUGCCCGAUUAUUUGUGUGGUAAAAUAAGUUUUGAAAUUUUAACCGAUCCCGUUAUAACACCAUCUGGCAUUACCUAUGAACGUAAAGAUAUUGAGGAGCAUUUGCAACGUGUGGGACACUUUGAUCCGGUCACACGUGUCAAAUUAACACCCGACCAAUUAAUACCGAAUUAUACCAUGAAAGAAGUUGUCGAUGCUUUUAUUGCGGAAAAUGAAUGGGCAUUGGAAUAUUAGAUGUU
Messenger RNA from Musca vetustissima, 875 nucleotides. RefSeq names its product E3 ubiquitin-protein ligase CHIP (gene STUB1). Lineage: Eukaryota; Metazoa; Arthropoda; Insecta; Diptera; Muscidae. The record is from RefSeq and is a predicted model, not a curated record. Gene Ontology annotation, molecular function: ubiquitin protein ligase activity; protein-folding chaperone binding. Gene Ontology annotation, biological process: protein polyubiquitination; proteasome-mediated ubiquitin-dependent protein catabolic process; positive regulation of proteolysis. Gene Ontology annotation, cellular component: cytoplasm; Z disc. The transcript is spliced from 6 exons. The coding region runs from base 1 to 870 and encodes 289 amino acids.